Messenger RNA from Peronospora belbahrii, 804 nucleotides. Lineage: Eukaryota; Oomycota; Peronosporomycetes; Peronosporales; Peronosporaceae. The record is from the annotation of a GenBank genome assembly.
AUGCUGCAGUUUCUCGCUAACAUCGAUAGUAAUCUCUUUGUAGGGGCCGGUGUGGCUGUAAUUGCCGUAAUAGCAAUGAAAUAUAUGAAUGCACGUGCUGAUGCAGCUCAGCAUCAUGCCUAUGAAGUAGCCAAAGCACGACAGGAAGCACUUAAAGUAGAGCGUGAGAAACUCAUUAAACGACGGUAUUUCUCGCUUGAAGAGCUAUUGCCUUAUAAUGGUGAAGAUGGAAGACCUAUUUACAUUGCAAUACUAGAUGAAGUCUACGAUGUAAGUUGUAAACGUGAUUUCUAUGGACCGGGUGAAGGUUAUCACCUUUUUGCAGGACGAGAUGCAUCCCGAGCGUUGGCCAAGAUGUCCUUUGAGAAGGAAGAUCUGGAGAGCAAUGACCUAUCAGAUCUAAGCUUUAUGGACAAAGAGACACUUAAUGACUGGGUUACGAAGUUUUCAGUCUAUAAUAAGUAUCCGAACGUAGGACGCGUACUACGUUGUCGUGACCUGACGCUUCAGCAGCUCAAACAGUUUAACGGCUUGGAUAAUCCACGGAAGACUGUUUACGUAGCUGUAAAUGGUAACAUAUAUGACGUAACACUCGACGGACUGGACCACUAUGGCCCAGACGGAGGCUACAAGCAGUUUGCGGGUCGAGAUUGCUCUCGAUCACUCGCGUGCAUGUCGUUCUUGGACGAGUAUUUGGACAACCCGACGCUCGAUGGGAUCACGGAGCAGCAGCGUGAGGUGCUUAACAAGUGGGAGGAGAAGUUCAAGGAAAAGUACCCGGUGGUGGGCAAGAUUAUCAAGUAG